UCUACCACAGCUUCAAGGAAAGAGAAGAAUGUCAUUCCCAAUCUGCUCCACCAACAAGAGUGAUCCCCCCAUCCCUGCAGAGAUCCAUGAGUCAGCAGGACCCCCCUCCUAUGUCAGUCCUCAGGUACAACCUCUUCAGCUGGGAAUGAUGGAUCCUUUUAACUACAGCGCUGUGGCCGGUCCGUCACAGCCCUCAGACUCCCUGGGGUGUGUUCCUGAGGCCGUUCAGUGGAGCUUGAACACAGAUUUACAAACCUCAGCCUCCAGUGUGUGUUCCCCACCCAGAAUGGAACAGCAGUGUGAGGGAGGGGCAUCUGUGGACCCGCCCCCUCACAACAACAUCACUGUGCCUAUAUUAUGUACAGUGAGUACAGGUGGACUGGUUUGGCUCAGGAACCUGUUUCAACCAAAACCCCAAUGCCAGAAUUUACAUCCUGCACCAGCGAAUGUGAACGAGAACCGGACCCUGAACAAAGAUCAUUUGGGGACUCACAUUCAGGGAGAUUUCACAGACACCAUGACUCCAACCUCACCUGCACCUUACUGUAGCUGCUUUGCCAAUGGAUUAAUGUGCAACAACUGUAACUGUUCCAACUGCUUCAAUAAUGAGGAGCAUAAACUAUGGCAUCUCAGGGCAGUACAGUCGUGUCAGAAACGUAACCCCAACGCCUUCAGACCAAAGGUCAUCCAGGCGUUGUCCAGAGGGGUCAAAGGUUGGCAUGCUAAAGGAUGCAAGUGUAAACGCUCUCACUGUUUGAAGAACUACUGCGAGUGUUUUGAGGCGGAUAUCUCGUGCACCCCCACCUGUAAAUGCGUCGGCUGUAUGAAUAAGUUUUGA
Sphaeramia orbicularis (orbiculate cardinalfish) is the source of this 838-nucleotide messenger RNA. Its product is annotated as protein tesmin/TSO1-like CXC 6. Bases 29 to 838 code for a protein of 269 amino acids. Gene Ontology annotation, biological process: regulation of DNA-templated transcription. The record is from RefSeq and is a predicted model, not a curated record. Lineage: Eukaryota; Metazoa; Chordata; Actinopteri; Kurtiformes; Apogonidae. The transcript is spliced from 9 exons. Gene Ontology annotation, cellular component: nucleus.